UCUAUUUAGAGCGGGACGGCAGCGCGGUGGUGGCAGCAGCGGAACAGGGGCGAGGGUGCCUCUGCACACCCCACACCUCCCCGCUCCGCUGCGCCCUGCGCUGAGCCAGACCAGCUGCACCGCCGUGUCCUGACCGAAGGCUCCUGGGAUGUCACGCCGCAGGCACCAACCCAAGCCUGGCGACCUUAUCAAGGUCAAGCGAUCAGUUUACCAGCACUGGGCCCUCUACUUGGGGGAUGGAUAUGUCGUCCACCUGACGUCCGCAGAUGAAGGGAUCCAAUGCCUGUCAGCCAGUAGUGACCCAACAUUGAGGAAAAAGGCCAAGGUGAAGAAGCAGCUCCUGAAGGAGGUGGUGGGAACUGAUGACUGGGAGGUCAACAACAAGUAUGACCGCUCCCGCACCCCCCUCCCAGUGAAGGAGAUCAUCGAGCGUGCUGAGAGCUACAUUGGCAGGGAGAUGACCUAUAAUGUGCUCUGGGAAAACUGUGAGCACUUUGUGACAAUGCUCCGCUAUGGUGAGGGGGUCUCUGACCAGGCCACUAGUGGAAUUCUAGAGGUGAUGGAUUUCAGUCGUGAAGUGAUCACUUAUGUACUUGUGGGUGUUGCAGCUCUGGGUUUGACUAGUUUCGGUGUUAGUCCUGUUGCUGCUAUUGUUGCUGCUACUAUUGGUGCUACUGCUGUUACUGGUUUCCUUAAGCUGUUUUUAGGGUCUUCUUCUAGACAAUCGUGGAAUGAGAAAAAGAGCAACUGAUGGGCCAUUUGAAAGACCUCCAAGCUAGGCAGGGAGCCCCUGGCUGUGGGUGGUCAUUGCCCAGUAUUUGCCACACCUGAUACCAAAGACUACCAGCAACUUUGCUACCCUUCCUGCAAUAAUUAAUAAUUAAAAUGUAAUCUAAACAAACAAACUCAUGUUGACCUAAAUUCCUCUUCUAUCUUUUGAGUAUAGUUUUGUGUGCAAGUGCAACAAUUCAGCCUUGCUUCUCUCUUCCAUU
Messenger RNA from Lepidothrix coronata (blue-crowned manakin), 992 nucleotides. Its product is annotated as HRAS-like suppressor 3. Gene Ontology annotation, biological process: N-acylphosphatidylethanolamine metabolic process. Bases 149 to 751 code for a protein of 200 amino acids. The transcript has 5 exons. Gene Ontology annotation, molecular function: A2-type glycerophospholipase activity; glycerophospholipid phospholipase A1 activity. NCBI's taxonomy places the organism in Eukaryota, Metazoa, Chordata, Aves, Passeriformes, Pipridae. The record is from RefSeq and is a predicted model, not a curated record. Gene Ontology annotation, cellular component: cytoplasm.